AUGUCUUACAGUUCUAAACUUGAGCAUCUGAUUGAAGGACUUGGUGGAUGUGGACUUAUGCAGAAACUUAUAUGUAUAAUUAUUCACUCUUCGACUAUCGUGAUCGUCUGGAGCGUGCUGGCAAUGUCGUUUAUAGGCUACGAUCCUGGAUUUAAAUGCCACAUACUGGACGUUAAGUUUUCUUCGCUUUCAGUAUUAAACCUGAGUGAAAUGUCUACAAAUCGACUUUGCUCGGUCGGACGAAAUGCAACGUGCAGUGCUUACGCAUUUCAUGAUAAAAUGAAUACCGCCGUAUCUGAGUAUGGAAGUAUAUGUAGUCGGCAAGAUAAAAUCGUUAACCAGGUUGUUGGUGACAGGAUUUCCUCGACAUCGUAUAUCCUGUAUCAUGCCACAAGCAGUUGGAACCUUGUGUGUGACAGGCGAUGGAUUGUGGCGUUUAUCACAUCAAUUCAGAUGGUAGGUGAUGCUGUAGGAGCGAUCGUUGCUGGUCAAAUGGCUGACGCGGCUGGUCGCAAACCAGCUAUGCUCACAGGGAUUACUGCAAUGGUCCUCUUUAAUUUCGUCGGUUAUUUUACUCAGUCGUGGCAAAUAUAUUCCGUUGUUCGUUUCUUCAUUGGUGUAGGAGUUGGAAUUAGUUUUACAGUACAAUUUACGCAGAUGAUAGAAUUUGUGCCGUCCCCGUGGCGACCGUUCGUUGUGUGUUUCCCUUCAGAGCCUCUCUCGUCUAUGCUUUAUGCGCUCGUCUCAUGGUGGUUACAUGACUGGAAAAGAAUACAUCUGUUGAAGACACUCAUUGGCGUAUUCAUUCUAACGACUUUAUGCUUUGUUCCUGAAAGUUUUAGAUGGCUGAUUUCUAAGAAGAAGUUUGAGCACGCUGAAAGAUCUAUCAGCUCCUUAGCAACUGUUAACGGAGUGCCUAAGCCAGACGUGAAGGAAAUAUUCGAUACUGCGGCAACAGAUAUAAACAAAACUUCAAAAGCCACUACAGUGUUUGCUAUGUAUACUGCUUGGUAUUGUAUGUCCCUCGGAAUGGAGAGCAUUUCUGUCGACAUUUAUCUGACCAUAUUCCUCAUUAACCUCGUGGAUUUACCUGCAUUUUCAGUAACAGGACCUUUAGUGAACAGAUUUGGUAGAAAGAAGUAUUGUUUUGUUGUAUGUGGUGUGUCAAGUAUACUCAUGUGUGUUUCGGGAAUAUUGCAACAUUUUGAUAAGAUAUCCAGGCCUUCGAUGUCACUUGCAGUUGCAGCUUUGGCUGUUUCAUUGCUGGCGAAAAUGACUGUUACAACAGCAAGCAUUGCACUUAUUAUUUACACAACGGAGAUAUAUCCUACAGUAGUGAGGUCAAUAGGUUAUGGUUUUCAGUCAACUGUUGGAAGACUUGGUGCGGUUGCUGCUCCAUUGCUGAUUCAUCUGGAUGGACGCAUUCCCGGAUUAAUGUAUUUCACGUGUGGAGUUUUAAUAUUCCUGUCGGCCGGAAGUAUUGCGCGUCUGAAAGAAACAAAAGGUGUGACACUGCCAGACUCCAUUUCCGAUACAAAGUAA
This is a messenger RNA of Mercenaria mercenaria, 1542 nucleotides long. Its product is annotated as solute carrier family 22 member 4-like. Gene Ontology annotation, molecular function: transmembrane transporter activity. NCBI's taxonomy places the organism in Eukaryota, Metazoa, Mollusca, Bivalvia, Venerida, Veneridae. The transcript has 9 exons. Gene Ontology annotation, cellular component: membrane. The record is from RefSeq and is a predicted model, not a curated record. Gene Ontology annotation, biological process: transmembrane transport. Bases 1 to 1542 code for a protein of 513 amino acids.